Molecule: messenger RNA, 660 nt
Organism: Drosophila biarmipes
Lineage: Eukaryota; Metazoa; Arthropoda; Insecta; Diptera; Drosophilidae
Exons: 2
Coding region: 41-580 (179 amino acids)
Source: RefSeq, a predicted model, not a curated record
CUAGGCCAGUUACUCAAAGCGUAUCCAACAGUCCGUCAAGAUGUACAAAGUAGCCUGUUUGGUCUUGGCCCUGUUCGCCGUCGCCAUUGCGGUUCCCUCGACUUAUGAUACCGAGCACGUGUGGAAGGCUGGAAACCUGUCGUACGCUAUCCCCGAUACUGCAGUUUUGGGUGGCUUUGAUCCCAACGGUUUCAACACGUAUGUGGGCCGCGUGAAGUACAUCAACGAUAUCCUGCCUGCCCGCGUUGUUGCGGAAACUGGGGUGGCUUACUUUAACACCGCGUCCAUCUCCUCGAAGCUCCUUGUGUACGACCUCCUGGUGGCCGAGCGCAAUCUGAACUACGUGUGGGUCAGGAGUUUCGAUGGUUUCUACGAGAAGGGAGCCGUGGCCGUUGGCACCACGGUCAAAAAUGAGCGCGUCUUCUGCUGCCGCGCCAAGACCGAUGGAGGUAUCCUGAUCGGCACCCUUCUCCUCAGCGAAAAGCUCUGCAUCAUCAAGCACGAGACCUUGGCCCUGCGGAAGUUCGACAAGUACGAGGUCUUGGUGGCACAGCCGAAGGUUAAUGGAACCAUCUACUAGAUUCAAUUGUAAUUUGAAAUAUCUGAAAAUUAUAAGGCGAAAUAUCUAUGGACUGCUAAUAAAAAAUGAAACAAAUCGAA